Messenger RNA from Coffea arabica (coffee), 1035 nucleotides. NCBI's taxonomy places the organism in Eukaryota, Viridiplantae, Streptophyta, Magnoliopsida, Gentianales, Rubiaceae. The record is from RefSeq and is a predicted model, not a curated record.
AUGACCGAACAACGAAGAAUAAGACGCUUUGUCCAGGGUCUGAACGUGGAGAUCCAGAAAGAUCUAGCCGUAGCCCAAAUUAACGCCUUCAGCGAUGCAGAGGAGAAGGAGCAACGAGUAGAGAAUGCUAGGUUACAGGAGGAAGGAUGCUGGGAAUGUCACGAGGGGGCUCGACACGAGGUGGCCAAGUUAGGAGAGGCCAAAGAGAAGGUUUCCGAAAAGGCUCGGCUUCUACAUCUCGCGGAUCCUGCGGAUAUUGCGGGAAGCCAAACUACACGGAGGACAAUUGCUGGAAAAAGGAGGGAAAAUGUUUGCACUGCGGAAGUGCAGACCACCAGCUCGCCACUUGUCCAAUUCUAUCACGAGAUGGAAGGGGGAGCCAACAACCAACGAGGACCAAUUCCGAACCGGCUAAGGUGGAAGGGACCAAACCUAAGUUACCACUCGUCCAUUCAAAUGGUCCCAUACAAAGCGCUUUACGAGAGAAAGUGCCGGUCACCGAUCUAUUGGGAUGAAGUUGGCGAAAGGAAGGUGUUAGAUCCAACAACUAUUCCAUGGAUGGAAGAGGCACGAGAAAAAAUCAAGUUGAUACGACAAAGACUCCAAACAACUCAAAGCCGACAAAAGAGCUACGCGGACAAUCGAAGAAAAGAUCUAGAUUUCAAAAUUGGGGACCGUGUUUUUCUUAAGAUCACACUGUUACGAAGCGUCACGGCGGGUAGAGGAAAGAAACUUCAACCAAAGUUCGUCGGACCUUUCAAAAUUCUCCAGAGAAUUGGGAAAGUAGCGUAUCAACUUGAACUACCAUCAAGUCUGUCCAGGAUUCAUGACGUCUUCUACGUCUCGAUGCUUAAGAAGUACUAUCCCAACCCGUCCCACAUCUUACAACAGGAGGAAAUUGAGAUAGAUGAAUCACUCACCUACGAAAAGAAACCUGUACAGUUGCUUGACCAAAAGGUUAAAGAGUUGAGAAACAAACAAAUUCGUUUGGUGAAAAUCUUGUGGAAAAAUCAUGGGAUAGAAGAGGCUACCUAG